AUGGCUGUACAAGAGAAACAGUGCGCGUCAUCGAGCGAAUUUCAAGUGGAGAGGGAAUGGCUACACGCAGCGAGCAAUGGAGAUGUCGACCGAAUGAAGGUUCUGCGCGAAAAAUGCCCGAAGUGGCUCGACCUUGACCGGAUCGAUGUUAAUUCGGCGGACCCGCCCGAUGAAGCUGAAGUCUUGUGGACCUCGAGAUUUUGCAGCUGGGACGGUUUUCACUUGAGCACCAUUGGGGCGUCAGCUCUGCAUACAGCUACAUGGCACGGAGACAAAAAGAUCAUGGAGUAUCUGCUCGAAGAAGGGCAGGAUCCGGAUUCUGGAGGCGACACUGGCAUCACGGCUGUCAUGCUCGCGGUCAUGCGCCAUAACCUGCAGGCGACACGCUGUAUCUUCCGGGGAAGAGUGGCCAUCCAGCGCAACCUAGUGCUUGACGUACGUCCCUGUAUGUUGCAUAGUAGAUCUCAAUGCUCCCACUAA
Phytophthora sojae is the source of this 480-nucleotide messenger RNA. RefSeq lists its product as hypothetical. The transcript has 2 exons. Bases 1 to 480 code for a protein of 159 amino acids. The record is from RefSeq and is a predicted model, not a curated record. Gene Ontology annotation, molecular function: protein binding. NCBI's taxonomy places the organism in Eukaryota, Oomycota, Peronosporomycetes, Peronosporales, Peronosporaceae.